AUGGGUGCUGAUGGUUUUCCUUAUGGAGCUGUUACGCCCGAUAGCUUCGGAAUGCCAGAUCUCUUUGGUGUGGCACCCCGUGGAUUCCCCCAUAUGGUCCGAGGUGCUACAUCCGGCAUGAUGUUUCCUGGGCGGCCUUCCCAACCGGGGGCCGUGUUUCCAGCUGGUGGAUUUGGGAUGAUGAUGGGUCCAGGACGAGCCCCCUUUAUGGGGGGGAUGGGUCCCACUGCAUCAAAUCCACUUCGAGGCCCUCGGCCAAGUGGCGUGUUUGCACUGCCUCCUGCACCAUCCUCCCAGAACAACAGCCGGUCUAUUAAGAGAGAUCAGAGGGCAGCAGCUAAUGAUCGAAAUGAUAGAGACUGUGUAGAAACAGAUGUGGUCAUGGGUGCAGCUGGGGAAUCAAAUGAGGAGACAAAAUACCUGCUGGAAACAUUAAAGGCUUCCCAUGGAGAUCAGUUUGGUGGUGUAAAUAGCAUUAGAAAUGAUGAUAGUGAAAGCGAGGAUGAGGCACCAAGACGGUCAAGGCACGGGGAGGGAAAAAGCGGCGAGGUUCAGGAGAUGAUGCUACUCCUGGCUCCUAUCACUAACAGUAAGGCCAAGUGGAGGCUUUUGGAGGAUGAAAAGCACUUGAUGCAAAUUAUAGAGGACAAGGAAGGGGAAACUUUAGAUAUUUAUGUUAACUAUGUUGUAUAUAUGCUUGUAUUUGAUGUUAAAGAUGAAAAUAAUAUCGUUGAAGAGGAUUUUGAGUUUACUAAUGAGCUUGGUGGAGUUGAACAUGAACUCAUUGAUGAUAACUUAUUGCAUAAGUAG
Molecule: messenger RNA, 810 nt
Organism: Dovyalis caffra
Lineage: Eukaryota; Viridiplantae; Streptophyta; Magnoliopsida; Malpighiales; Salicaceae
Source: the annotation of a GenBank genome assembly